UGGAGAUGUUUAUGUUGUCCGCCAAGAUGGCGGACGAGAUAGCUCAGUUGAUUGAAAAGAAGUGUCUGUUUAGUUCGGUAGAAGGGUAGCCCAGGCUGUCUGGAACGAUUACAGAGCAAAAGACACUAGGAGUGGUUAUAUACACGUCAUGUUCUUGUUUAAGAAGGAAGAACAAUGUCACCCUUUUCAAGUUCUCCUGAGUUGCCCAUACUCAGCUGCCGCUUCAACAAGGUCAACAGGGAAACCAACAUUGUAUGAUGUCCUUGGUGUGUCAGAAAAGGCUACGCUUGGAGAAAUAAGAGAUGCUUUCAUUGCAAAAUCUAAAGAGUCACACCCAGACAAGAAUCCAAAUAAGCCAGAACUCCAUGAAAGAUUUGUGCAGAUCAACAAUGCAUACGGUGUAUUGAGCAAUGCAAGCCAACGGCGUGAAUAUGAUUUAAAACUAAAAUCCCCAUCAGUUACCAGGCCUCCAGCAGGAAGCCCAUUUGGUCCAGUACCACCCCACCGGCAAUCUACUCAACAAUAUUAUUAUGACAGAGCCACAAGUCAGUCCAACUACAGACAAAGAAGAGAUUUUGACUUUGUGUACCCAGCUGCCAACUCAUCUAGGAGACAAACUUCUAAUAGGAAGAUUGUUCUUGGUGCACUGGCUUUCAUGUUAAUUGGAGGAGCAGUGGAGUACUUUAUUAUAAGUUCACGUCACAGCAAAUACAAGGCUCAUGCUGAAGAGUUAAGUAGACGAAACCAACAGAUUUAUGCUGAAGUGAGAGAGAGAGCAAGAACGAAUGGUCUUAGAAAGCAACUUGAAAUUCUUGUUUCUCAACAUACUGGACUGGAUGGAGUAGCUGCUGCUAAAAGACUUCAGGAGUAUUUUGACCAGGAUGGAAGGGAUUGACUGAUAAUUUCACCCCAUUACUCUCAUGAGUGACCAAAAGAGAAUUUCCCCUUACAAUAUCAAUACAAUAUCAAGCACAUAAGUGAUAAGAAUAAAGAAAAAUAUCAAGUAGGGGGUUAUUAG
Molecule: messenger RNA, 1018 nt
Organism: Pocillopora damicornis (cauliflower coral)
Lineage: Eukaryota; Metazoa; Cnidaria; Anthozoa; Scleractinia; Pocilloporidae
Product: dnaJ homolog subfamily C member 4
Source: RefSeq, a predicted model, not a curated record